AAACUGAUUUUACAAUAUGAGUGCACGUAAGCAGAGUGGAGAUGUGCAGAUGGAGGAGUGUCCUUUCUGUGGAAAGCCAUUCAAAAGGCUGAAGUCACACCUUCCUCACUGUAAAAUGGCUUUGGCUGCCCAGAGAACAACAACCUCUACUGCCUCUGACCACCUGCACGACAGUAGGUCUGAUAAACACACGGUCACUAUGAGUAAAACCAAGAGGACAGCAUCCAAGCGGAACCUGAAGGUUAACAUCAGUGAUCACACCGACGAUACGUUACCUGUUAACCCAGGAACCGCACAGAAAAGUGUCAAAUCCAAACUGAAGGCACCUAAAGUGGUUGGCGAUAAGACGUCCUCCCAAAGCUCUCCAGCUGUUUAUUCUACAUCUCUGGCUGUAAAACAAGAAACUGAGAAUGUUGGAAUAAAACGGUUGGAAGUAAGGGAGCGGGAGUUGGAGAGAAGGAAUCAGUUUAUUUCCUACAAACAGAACGAAAACAAACCUACCUCAGAGACUAACUUAUUUCAAGAAGCUCUCAAAGAACCAAAACGGGCUGAGACCAUUCAGACGGACAGAAAAACUGCUCAAGGCAGAAGAGUGCCGAAGUUCUCCUCCCAGAUGAAGUUGUCACAGAGGGACAAUACGCUGUCCUCCUCAUCUGCCACCAGCAAGAGCACUGUCGGCACUGCAGUUCCUUCUCAAGAUGCCCUUAAGAUGACCCCUGGGCUCUCUGUUUCAGAACGGCUGCCGAACCGGCUGGACCGCUCCAAACGCAAAAGCGAACCAAAGUUCUGGGAGUACAUAGAGGCUGGCCCAGAGCCUCAGAGAGGAGGCACUUUUGGAUUGACAGCACAAGGUCUGGUCUCCUCUGUGCCGAAGACCUCUGUAUGGGACCACAUUAAAGAGGGCCUGUAUAACAGGAGGUCCAGAGGUCUCUCAGUUGUCCAUCUUACUCAGGGAGUCGCCAAAGUGGCUUCCUGCGACCGUGAAAGUGCCUCUGCCUUAUUGAUGUCGACUCGCGUAUCUCAGCGAAGCCCAGAAAGGCUUCAGGCUGAUGGUACCGAGGUCCGGUCGGCACCUGUGCCAUCUGGCAUCCACACGCCAACGCAGAGUUCUCUCUCUGAGGGAACCAGUUCAAGAACACAGCGCAUCCCUGGCAUGGAGUGGGCAUCUAUGCUAACUGGUGACUACCAGUUCCCCAUACCUCACACAGAGAGAGCCCUGAGUCAGCACGUGUGGGCCCCCCCUCCCACUGGACCAUCCCCGCCCCCACUGCCUCUGAACCCAGGUCCCCUGAGUGAGCGUCACCUGGGAGACGUGAGGCUGAACGAACUUGCUGAUUGGCUGAUCUCGCGAACGCCGCUGACACCCAGGGAAGGCAUUGCAAUGCUGAACCGAGGGUGGCAGUGGUAUUACAGGAGGUACAUUGACGUUCGUAAAGGUGGCAUCGGUGGAAUCUCCAUGCUGAUCGCUGGUUACUGUGUCCUGAGCUACAUGUGGAGUUACCCCCAUCUCAAAAAGGACCGCUGGCGAAAGUAUCACUGAGGACUGGCGCUUAGAAUCUGACCGAUGUGUUUCCUGUCAGACCAAACAAAACCUGGGUCCUCCAA
Messenger RNA from Chanos chanos (milkfish), 1605 nucleotides. RefSeq lists its product as uncharacterized. The transcript is spliced from 5 exons. Gene Ontology annotation, molecular function: proton-transporting ATP synthase activity, rotational mechanism. Gene Ontology annotation, biological process: proton motive force-driven mitochondrial ATP synthesis. The coding region runs from base 17 to 1540 and encodes 507 amino acids. Gene Ontology annotation, cellular component: proton-transporting ATP synthase complex. The record is from RefSeq and is a predicted model, not a curated record. NCBI's taxonomy places the organism in Eukaryota, Metazoa, Chordata, Actinopteri, Gonorynchiformes, Chanidae.